AAGUCACGUGUUGUAGUUGACUUUUAAUUUCAAUAUUACGAAAAAUUAUAAAAAAUGUUACGACAAUCGCGAAUAUGGCAACUAAGAAAAAAUUUCAGUACACUUUCCGACGAAUAUAUUAUGAAUGUAUUCGAUCGGAAAGCAAAAUAUUUACAGCGUGAAAGAGCUGCUCAAGCUGACAAUGUAGAAUUGUACGAUUAUUUAAAAGAUGAGGUUGGUUUUCGUUUAGCCGAUCGAGUUUCAGAUAUUAAACGAUUGUUUAAAACCGCUGCAGAUAUUGGAUGUAAUCGAGGUUUUAUUUCGAAACAUUUGUUACCUGAUUCUGUUGAGAAAUUAAUUUUAUGUGAUAUGAGCCAUACAAAUUUAAAAAUUGCUAGCAAUUUCAAAGAAAAUGUUACGGAAAUUAAAGAACAGGUUUUAGAUGAAGAAUUUAUUGAAUUUGAAGAAAAUUCAUUAGACUUAGUAAUAUCAAAUCUUAGUUUACAUUGGGUUAACAAUUUACCACAAGCGUUUCACAAUAUUUUAAGAGCUUUAAAAAAUGAUGGUGUUUUCAUGGCGGCUGUAUUUGGCGGGGACACUUUAUUUGAAUUACGCUCAUCACUACAGUUAGCAGAGCUAGAACGAAAAGGAGGAAUAUCUGCUCAUAUUUCGCCGUUCACAGAAAUUCGAGAUAUAGGUCGAUUAUUACAAAAGGCUGGUUUUACAAUGCUCACAAUUGAUGUAGACGAAAUCGUUGUACAUUAUCCAAGUAUUUUUGAGCUGAUGUGGGAUUUGAAAGGUAUGGGAGAAAAUAAUGCAGCUAGAAAUCGAACAUUACAUCUAAGUAGGGAUACGCAAUUAGCCGCGGCAGCGAUUUAUCAACAGUUGUAUGGUAUUAAAAGCCCCGAAACAACGGAUAUCAAAGUUCCUGCAACAUUUCAAAUAAUUUAUAUGUUAGGCUGGAAACCAGACGCAUCACAGCCGAAACCUUUAGAACGUGGUACUGGAAAAAUUUCAUUAAAAGAUCUACAUCGAUUGGAUGAAAUAAUUAAGGAGAAAAAAAAUUUAGAAAUUGAU
This is a messenger RNA of Chrysoperla carnea, 1056 nucleotides long. RefSeq names its product arginine-hydroxylase NDUFAF5, mitochondrial. Gene Ontology annotation, cellular component: mitochondrion. The record is from RefSeq and is a predicted model, not a curated record. The transcript has 6 exons. Gene Ontology annotation, molecular function: S-adenosylmethionine-dependent methyltransferase activity. Lineage: Eukaryota; Metazoa; Arthropoda; Insecta; Neuroptera; Chrysopidae. Gene Ontology annotation, biological process: mitochondrial respiratory chain complex I assembly. The annotation marks the transcript as partial.